AUGUGCACCGGCGAGUGCGUCUGCUUUUUCUGCCCCCGGUCCAUGGUCCGGGACCGUCUCUGCCCGUACUACAUCCCCAACGCCCCGGGCGGGCCCAAGGCGCAGCCCCUCGCCAUCAUAUGGAUCGAGGCCCUUUUCGUGUGCUGCGGCAACCACCAGGGCAACUGCCUCAACUGCCCGGAGCUGUACGAGCCCGGGAACAUUGAGCACCAAAUUGCUACCCACCUCGAGUGCGAAGACUGCACCCUCCGAAACCAGGCCGAGAGUUAG
Molecule: messenger RNA, 270 nt
Organism: Thermothelomyces thermophilus ATCC 42464
Lineage: Eukaryota; Fungi; Ascomycota; Sordariomycetes; Sordariales; Chaetomiaceae
Exons: 1
Coding region: 1-270 (89 amino acids)
Source: RefSeq, a predicted model, not a curated record